Molecule: messenger RNA, 564 nt
Organism: Rotaria sordida
Lineage: Eukaryota; Metazoa; Rotifera; Eurotatoria; Philodinida; Philodinidae
Source: the annotation of a GenBank genome assembly
AUGGGUAUACCACAAGCAGUACAAUUACUUGUUCAAUUAAAUCGAAUAGAUCUAAUUGAUAAAAAAAGUUUAUGCUCAUAUAUAAAACAAUUACAACACGAUGAAAGUUUUAUAGGUGAUCAAUGGAAAGAAAUUGAUACAUGUUUUUCAUUUUGUACUGUUGCAUGUUUAAAAUUAAUUGAUUCAUUAGAUAUUAUUGAUAUUGAUCGUGCAACAAAUUUCAUUAUGAUUUGUUUAAAUUUUGAUGGUGAUUUUGGUUGUAUACCUGGUGCAAAAUCACAUGCUGGACAAAUCUAUUGUUGUUUGGGAUUCUUAUCACUUGUUCAACGACUUGAUAAUCUUGAUUUAUCAACAGGAAAUAUUGAAAAAUUAAGUAAAUUUAUUUUAGCUGCACAAGAUGAUGAAACAGAUGGAUGUGCUGAUCGACCAGGAAAUAUAUCUGAUCCAUUUCAUACAUUAUUUUGGGUAGUUGGACUAUUAUUAUUAAAUACAUAUGAUGAAAAUAUAAUUAGAAAAGUAAAUUCUGUUUUAUGUAUGCCAGAAUAUAUUGUUCAAAGAACAUGA